Messenger RNA from Lutzomyia longipalpis, 699 nucleotides. It is a transcript of the gene mRpL13, whose product is annotated as 39S ribosomal protein L13, mitochondrial. The coding region runs from base 94 to 630 and encodes 178 amino acids. The record is from RefSeq and is a predicted model, not a curated record. Gene Ontology annotation, biological process: negative regulation of translation; translation. Lineage: Eukaryota; Metazoa; Arthropoda; Insecta; Diptera; Psychodidae. The transcript is spliced from 4 exons. Gene Ontology annotation, cellular component: ribosome; mitochondrial large ribosomal subunit. Gene Ontology annotation, molecular function: structural constituent of ribosome; mRNA binding.
UUUUCUUCCGCUACAAACUCUAAAAUUACGUUUUAAUUCAUUAAAUUACUAAUAAUUAGUGAAUUUGAAUUAAUAUUUGAAUAUUUAUUUGCAAUGUCAGUAACUCAGAGAGUUCAGCAAUGGGCUACAUUUGCUCGAACCUGGCAUAUAUAUGACUGUACCUGGCAGAAUCCGUAUGAAUCAGCCCAGAUUAUCCGGAAACACUUACUGGGGCUCCACAAACCAAUUUACCAUCCAAUGAAUGACUGUGGGGACCACGUUGUGGCGAUUAAUUCAAAGGAAAUUGCCCUCCCUGGAGAAGAGUGGCGGAAGAGAGUGUACUUCCAUCAUACAGGCUACCCUGGUGGAGCUUCGUGGACAUUGGCAUGGGAAUUGCAUGAAAAGGAUCCCACGAUGAUUAUAAAGAAAGCAGUUUAUACAGCAAUGCGCGGUAAUCUACAAAGGAGGUACACAAUGCAGAGAUUCCACAUCUUCCCGGAUGAUAAAAUCCCUGAAGAUAUUCUUGGGAACGUCUCCAAUCAAAUCCCAUCGCUCAGGAAGAUCCCACAACGUCUGGAUGAAAUGGAUCCGGAAGAAGUUAAAAGCUUCCCUAAAAUUAUGGAUUAUCCGGAAGAUUAUAUUCUCAAGUAGGACGAUUUGUUGUUUAGAUUAAUUAUUUUGUAGAGAGGCAUAAAAUAGAAAUAAAAAUCUAAAAAUUGA